AUGGGCGACGCCGCCAACGCCUCCCGUCGGCGUCGGCUGGCCUCAAUUCUCCUCUCCCGGAAACCGCGCUUCACCGACAGCACGAACGAGACCACGGCCACAGUCAUAUCCAGGGAUGGCUUUACCAUGAAGGUCUCCUUCUGGAUGGCCGACCCACCGCAGCUGUCAAUCUUCUCCAUCCACUGCUGCAGUCCCCCUCAUCUGCAAGACCGCCCGUAUUCCGAGUUCUCAGUUUCGCCACGCGUGGUCGGCGUCGGCGCGGAGGGCCGUUUCGUCCUCUUCCGCGCCGUCUUCAACGGCCACUACGCAUCUGAAUAUUUCCUGUACAAGGCUGGUGAGUCGCCGUUGCUCGACCGUAUUCCUUCUCCCGACGAGUAUUGUGAUGACGACCGCGAUGAUCUGCGCGGGGUCAGGGAGUUCGGCAUCCUGCAGCUUGGCAGCCACUAUCUCGUGGCCGCUCUCUGCCUCGCGCCGUCGUCGGAUGACUACCACCUUUGGAUCUACUCGUCCGAGAAAAAGUCCUGGAUCACUAGGACACUGCCCAAUCCAUGUCCUGUGGUCGACAGGAUUAUACCCGAUAAGGUGAUCUCGCUUGGAGAAGGCUUGCUAGGGUGGGUUGAUUUGUCACACGGCCUGCUGAUGUGCGAUUUGGGUCAAGAUCAUGUAAGUUUCAUCCCGUUGCCGGAGCUGUUGCCUGGGAACAGAUACAAACUAAAAUGUCCCAUUCCGCCUACCACCGCAAAGAGAAAGAUAAAACUAGAGGACGAAUCUUUCUUGUGGUUUCGGGAUCUCACAUGCGUUGAUGGCGUGCUCAAAUUUAUUGAGAUGGAGAAUCUUGCUCCUGGAAUCCAGAGCAACAAGGAGGGUAUUGUCUAUGAUUCGGACUUGAUCAUGUCGCUCGAGCGCAAAGAGGAUUGGAAUUCCAAGCAGCUGUCCUUUGGGGGUGCCUGGAGAGCUGUCACAUGGACUCGGACAUUUUCAUCUAACUGUUGGCGCCAGACAUGCGCUGCUGAUGUCGCUGACAUCUUGGUUGACGAGUCUUUGUUGCCCGGGCUGGACAUGACAUUGGGGAACCUCUACUCAGCUUUCCCCAUCCUGAGCCCGGAUGGUGACGAUAUUCUUUAUAUCAAAUCUGUGCUGAAACCUAGUAUUCACGAUGGAUGGGUGGCAGCCGUUGACCUGGGAAACAAGGCAGUGAAAGCAAUUGGAAAGUAUUAUCUUCCGGAUGAUUUUUAUUACGAACUUCCUAUGACCCUCAACAUCCUUUCUUUGCCUGUACAUUAUCCCGCCAUCUGGAUAUGA
Triticum turgidum subsp. durum (durum wheat) is the source of this 1302-nucleotide messenger RNA. The record is from the annotation of a GenBank genome assembly. Lineage: Eukaryota; Viridiplantae; Streptophyta; Magnoliopsida; Poales; Poaceae.